CUAGUAGUGUUUUUAAUUUUUAAGAUUUUAUGAAUUUUUAUCGGUAGGAAACAUUUUCCCUGAAAACGUAAAGCCCUUUGCUGAUAAGUCAGUUUAGUCUUAUUGUAGUUUUAUGGCCUGUCUUCUAAUGACUUGGGGGAAAAUCCUGCAUCGUAGUGGAGCAGCGGUUGCUUUCGUGAGGUGCAACCACGGACAAGUGCGAUUUGCAUCAUCCAAAUGCAAUGCUCCGCGUUUACGGUUUGCUCCAAGUCCUACUGGACUCCUUCACCUAGGCGGCUUACGCACCGCAUUGUACAACUAUCUGAUGUGCAGAAAUACCGGAGGAACAUUCGUCUUGCGCAUAGAAGACACAGAUCGUGCUCGAACUCUGCCUGGAGCCCUAGAAAACAUCAUACAGUCCCUUGAAUGGAUGGGUAUCGCAGCGGACGAGGGCCCUCACUGUGGUGGUCCGUUUGCGCCGUAUAUUCAGUCAGAAAGAGCUCAGCUUUACCGUGAUUAUGCUGAAACAUUAAUAAAAAACGAUGCUGCGUAUCGUUGUUUCUGUUCACCCGUGCGCUUGGAGAUCGUUAGAAAGGAGGCUUUGAAAUCCGGCACGGUUUCAGGGUACGACAACAAGUGUCGCAGUCUUAGCCAUGAGGAGGUCGCAGAGCGAAUGGCACAAGGCGUCCCUUCGGCAGUGCGCUUGAAGAUGGACCAGCGAAGAUACGAGUUUCACGAUGAAAUCCACGGAUUAGUGUCCACUGAGGCUGGUCGUGAAGGCGAUCCGGUAAUCUUGAAGUCGGACGGCUUCCCUACCUACCAUCUGGCGAACGUCGUAGACGAUCACGCGAUGGAGAUAACCCAUGUCCUCCGCGGUAUAGAGUGGCAGAUCUCAACGCCCAAACACUUGCAGUUGUAUUCCGCACUUGGAUGGCAACCGCCGAAAUUUGCUCAUUUACCUUUGCUCCUGAAUCCCGACGGAUCAAAGCUAUCCAAGCGGCAGGGAGCGCUCGAUAUCAUUGAAUAUAAACGACUAGGAUACUAUCCAGAAGCGCUGCUGACCAUGUUAGCCCAGGUUGGCGGCGGCUUCCGGUCUCAGGUGGCGCAGAGUAUGGAUACCGUUACAAAGGACGACCUUAUUCGUGAUUUUGAUCUCUCCAAAAUUACCAAAAGCUCCUGUAAGGUGGCUUUGGAAAAAUUGCCGGUUUUUAAUAAGCAUAUCGUCGCGCAGAUGGUUAGCGAGCCGCCGAAGUUGGAUAUAUUCAUUGCUGAUGUUAAAGACUUGUUACUCAAAAAGUAUGGCUUGACGCCUACGGACGAAACAAUUAAAAGAGUGAUUCAGUGGGCAGGAAGUAGGUUGUCAUCGGUGAAUGAUUUGGCUUCGGAUGACUUGGAGUUCGUAUGGAUCAGAAAGGCUCCAGCGCAGCCUUUCACUGAAGAACAGCUGAGAUUACUGGACAACGUGAAGGUGCUUUUCACAGAUCUACCGAACGGCUCUGCGAGAAUGCCUUUCUCUCAGUUGUUGCAACAUCAUGCAAAAGAAAAUGGGCUUGAUCCGAAGGGUGUUAUGCAUGCUUUGCGAUUAGCGCUUACUGGUUUGGCGAAGGGACCUAGUAUUGUUGAGAUAACCGAUAUUUUAGGAAGCGUCGAAUGUCUUGAUCGCAUCCAAAGGAUCGUUGAGCGACAGUCAAAAUCGGGCGGUUCUCAUUUUCAAAGACAAGAAGCGAAUAAAGUACUGAACAAAUGAUA
This is a messenger RNA of Paramacrobiotus metropolitanus, 1728 nucleotides long. Its product is annotated as probable glutamate--tRNA ligase, mitochondrial. Gene Ontology annotation, molecular function: ATP binding; zinc ion binding; tRNA binding. The record is from RefSeq and is a predicted model, not a curated record. The transcript is spliced from 3 exons. Bases 113 to 1726 code for a protein of 537 amino acids. Gene Ontology annotation, biological process: glutamyl-tRNA aminoacylation. NCBI's taxonomy places the organism in Eukaryota, Metazoa, Tardigrada, Eutardigrada, Parachela, Macrobiotidae.